AUGCCGAACAUCGACUUUGGCGGCGAGACCGACUUGUCUCUCUCAGGACAAUGGUCUGAGGACUCGACGACCUACCCUCCUGCACCUGCGCCUGCAGCCUCCGCACAGAUCGAGCGACCUCAGCCAGCCGCUCCUAGCCGUCCACCUCCCCCUGAGCAACACUUGACACCUGAGGAACUGCAGGCGCAGUGGGGCCGCGUCGGCGUGCAAGUGCACGAGAUCGCUGCAGCAUUCUUCGAGAAGUCGAAGAAAACCGUCAUUGGGGACGGUUCGUACCUUGGUUUCGUCAAUGCUGUUAUUGGCCAGGUGCCCAACGCCGUGCAACCGACGGGCGCGCUCGACUCGUUUGGUUACCUCGUCUAUAGUCAGUCGGCAGCCGCGGUGCAGAGGCGUGUUAGCGACAUUAUGCCUGGAGACAUCAUCGUCGUGACCGAUGCCAAGUUCAAGGGACAUAAGGGCCUGCAGAGCUACCACCAGAGCGUGGGCAUCGACCAGCCUCUUGUUGGCGUGAUUGGCGACUUUGAGCCGAAGAAGUCCAAGGUCAAGGUUUAUCAGGCAAAUCAGCACGUUGGGCAGCAGAGCGUUGAAUCUGUCAGUUAUCGUCUUGAAGAUUUGAAGAGCGGGGCCGUUAAGGUACGAGCAGCGUGCCAUGGGAUCUCUACUAAUCCCUUUCUGACGACAUUUUCUACUCAGAUCUACAGAGUACUGGAAGCGUAA
Messenger RNA from Dichomitus squalens LYAD-421 SS1, 717 nucleotides. RefSeq lists its product as uncharacterized. Bases 1 to 717 code for a protein of 238 amino acids. The record is from RefSeq and is a predicted model, not a curated record. Lineage: Eukaryota; Fungi; Basidiomycota; Agaricomycetes; Polyporales; Polyporaceae. The transcript has 2 exons.